Talaromyces atroroseus is the source of this 1746-nucleotide messenger RNA. RefSeq lists its product as hypothetical. The record is from RefSeq and is a predicted model, not a curated record. Bases 1 to 1746 code for a protein of 581 amino acids. Gene Ontology annotation, molecular function: zinc ion binding; transcription cis-regulatory region binding; DNA-binding transcription factor activity, RNA polymerase II-specific. NCBI's taxonomy places the organism in Eukaryota, Fungi, Ascomycota, Eurotiomycetes, Eurotiales, Trichocomaceae. Gene Ontology annotation, biological process: positive regulation of transcription by RNA polymerase II. The transcript is spliced from 6 exons. Gene Ontology annotation, cellular component: nucleus.
AUGUUACUGCGCAAUUCGAACAGGACAAGAGGAAUGCCGGCCCAAUCAACCAACUGGAGAACAAAUCCGGAGAUGGGCUGGACUCGGACUUCGACGGCAUUCAAUCCUACACAUCCCUCCCCACGAGCUCUCUCUAAUGCCACGCCAACGGACCGCGUGUUUUACAUGCGCCUCAAUCAAGACGGUCUGCAGUCAGGGCCAGCCCUGUCAGCGGUGCAAGCUUUGAGCGCUCGGGGGCGAGCGACUGUCGAAAGGGACAGUCUUCUCGUAGGGCGCGCCAUCAGCGCUCCCGUCGAGGCUGCACGAACUGUUUACUUCGGUACGGACCUUUCUUCUUCUCCAGACGUGGAUUCGUUUGUCUUACAUGAGGAUAGACGGAAGAAAUGCGAUGAGAAGUCUCCCAUCUGCAACGAGUGUCGCCGACUCGGCCUUGUCAACUGCCAGUUGAGACAAUCGGCCUCCAACGCAUCGCCGGGCAUCUUGGUUGAACAGCAGGAGAAGAAGGAAGAGGCCUACCUCUCGCCUCAAUCCCCUCCAAGUGAAAUCAACAUCAACCAGGACCUAGAAAUCAAUGUGCAAGACUAUCUAGGUCAUAUUGCUCCAAUUGGCAUUAGCCCAGAACAGCAAGCCGAAUUUGACGCUACAGAGCGCCAUCUGUUGAUUCACUAUGCCCAAUACGUCUCCCGAGCGUUUGUUGUCGUCAACGACGACGAAAACCCAUUCUUGAACGAAGUGUUGCAACUAGCAAAAGAAUCAAAGCCGGUUCGCCAUGCAAUGCUCGCGUUGACUGCCUGUCAUCUUUGCAAAGUAUAUCCAAUGUUCGAGGAUACACUAAUUCUCCAGCAUAGUCUGGCGUUGCACUAUUUGAAGCUAGACCUGGAGUCGGGCGAUGGAAUUACAUGCGCAUUGGUUAUAUCUCUACUCCUUUGUCUAUUUUGUAUCUGCCGCGGAGACUCUCCGAAAUGGAUUCUUCAUCUCUACGGCGCCAAGGCUCUGAUUGACCUGCAUCAGGAUGUUUCUACAGCCCCAUCAAAUUUUGCCUUGGACCUUUAUGCAAUCAUAUGCUGCAAAACGAGGAUUACCUGUGAUAGGGUUCCUGUUGUAUCAUCAUCAUCAUCAUCAUUUACUUCAAGUAGGACUGAAUUCAUGGCGGCGGGCAUUCAUCCCUUGUUCGGCCUUGCUAGCUGUCUAUACGAGAAGCUCGAUUUGAUAAGCCAGCUUCCUUUAAAGCGAAGCCAAAUGCUCCCGGAUUGUGUGAAUUUCACUUUGGAAACUCGAAGUAUUGAAAAAUACCUCACAGAGUGGUCUGUACCGACGAACGUCAGGCAUCAGAAUACACAGUUGAUUAGUGAUACAGCCAUGGCAGCAGAGGCAAUUCGCUGGGCGGCACUAAUACGACUCUAUCAAAUUAUGGUUGAGGAGACGGAGCAGGAAAAGGAAGAUAUUGAGGAGAAGAAACAGAUCGCUGUUGACAACCUUCUGAAUGCGAUUUCUUCCAUUCCUCCUGGGUCGCCCGCAGACAGCCAGCUCCUCCUGCCUCUCUUCAUGGCCGGGCUGGUCACUCCACGGAAAAGCGAGCGGCUGCAGAUUGAAUAUCGACUCAGCAUAGUCGAAAACAUUGUGGUCCUGGGCAACAUUUCUUGCGCGCAUCAACUUCUUGAUCUGGUUUGGGAGCGGUAUUACAACGGAGAAGUCGAUUGGCAAGCUUUGCUGCGAGUAGAGUAUCCCCAUGUAUUGCUAUUUUGA